AUGAGGCUCGCGUGGUACGCAGGGGUUUCCACGGCCCUGGCGGCUUCGGUCGUCGUUUCGGCAUUCCACCAACGAGCGAACUUUUAUUCGGCCAUGGUCUACCUCGCGCAGAGCAAUUUCUGCUUACUGGUCUUGGUCAACUUUAUCUAUCUUAUCUAUGGCACCUUGAUCUAUGGCCUGCAACGGCUUCUCUACGGCCCGCUGCGACAAGUAGAGGUCGAGCAGCUCUCGGAAAAGGCGUGGUUCGCUAUUACCGAAACAUGCCUCGCGAUGACGAUAUUCCGGGAGGAGAUUGGCGCAUGGUUCCUUGUCAUGUUUACCGCUUUGGUGACAGGCAAGGUCUGGGGUUGGAUUGGUGACGGUCGUGUCGAAGUGCUCGAGCAACAACCUCCUGCGAAUCCCGGUCUCUUCCACACCCGACUCAGUCUCUCGCUCCUCUUGAGCCUGGUCUACGAUAUCUGGCUUCUUCGAUACACGGUGACUACAGUCAUCCAGCAAGCACGACCCAAUAUGAUGGUCAUGUUUCUCUUCGAGUUUGCUGUUUUGGCAACGUGCUCCGCGCGCACCGGAAUCCGCUACAUGGUGUCGGUCAUGGAGCAGAACAUUGUGAAGACGCAAACGAGACACCGACUGGAAGAGCGACGAAGACAGGUUCGGGAGGAGCGUGAAGAGAUCAUCCGUCAGAGGGAGCAUGACGGUGGUGCAUCGAGCGAAGACCAGCCUGACCUGCCCCGUGAGGAGGAUAUUGACGAGAUGGACAUCGAGGUUCCUGGCUGGGAGGCAAAGGGACAGUGGAUCUUGAUUCUUGACCUCAUUGCUGAUUGCGUUAAGCUAGCCAUAUACUUGGUAUUCUUUGGAAUACUCCUUACAUUCUACGGGCUGCCGAUCCACAUCAUGCGGGACCUCUUUAUGACAGCCAGAUCUGUUAUAAAGAGAGGAUCUGCGCUCUGGCGCUACCGUAAGGCUGUCGAAGACAUGAACAAGUAUCCCGACGCUACACAAGAAGAGCUGGCACGAGAGGAUACUUGCAUCAUUUGCCGGGAGGAGAUGCGGCCCUGGGAUCCCAGCAAUGGGGCGGUCGAGCGUACACGACCCAAAAAGCUGCCCUGUGGGCACAUCUUGCACUUUGGCUGCCUCAAGAGCUGGCUCGAGCGUCAACAAGUCUGCCCUACCUGCCGCAGCCCUGUUGUUGCCAGCACCAACACCAAUAACCAAAAUAACAACGCUGUAGCGCCGCAAAACCGAGAAGCAAUGUUCGCCCGGAUCGGUCUCGGUGGGCCGGGAGGCGCUCUCCCAGCCCCGGGUGCCCAGCAACAGCCGGCUGAUAACGCCGCUGGUGUUGCACCUAUAGUGCAACCUGCUCAGCAACCACCCCGUAACGGAGGGGCUCGUGUCUUUCAGCUGGGUCCCAUCCGUCUCGGGUUCGCCCAGGGGGAGAAUAUGCAGCAGCUGGCUCAGCAAAUGGGCGUUCCUCCAGAGGCAAUCCCUACGCCUCUUGCACAAGGAGCUCCUGCCGGCCCCUUUACGCCAGCCGUACAAACACCGGGCGGCAACAGCAUGUCGGCAAUUCGCCAACAAAUACUCCAGCUCGAGCACAUGAUUCAACGGGAAGUUGUGUCGCUCCAGAGUAUGCACCAAGAACUACAGACACUUCAGCUCCUUACGGCAGAGCUCGGCCGCAUUCGUCAGUUGCAACAGCAAUCAGACCAAGCCCAAAACGUGUUAAAUGGGGGACUGGCCCUAAAUGCCGUCAACAUGGGGCACAGUCAGCAAAUCCCGCUUCCUGCAAUGUCCUUGCCACAACUUCCAAUUCACCCGGGAUUACGGGUGAAUGGUCCCGUUGUGACUAGACACGGAGCUGCAAACCACUCGAAUGCGAUUCCUGCCGGCAGCUCGGAGCUUCCCGAAGGCGUAGUCAUUCCUCCCGGGUGGUCCCUCCUGCCCCUCCAGCGGAUAGAGGGUGCCCCAGGAUCCCAGCCAUUUCCCGAGCCGACACCCUCUAUAACGGGCGAGAACAUACAGCAGUCAGAACCAAUGGCUUCCGUCCCAAAUGCGCCGGCCGUCAGUGCCACUCCGCACCAAGACAAUAACUCGGCGCCUACAAUCGACUUUCCGGCUGAUUCGGCUGAGUCUGAGCAACAUCAGGGCAACGUUGUUCUAGGUUCCGGCGUCACCACAGGUCAGACCGAGGCCCCCCCUGUCCUCUCCCCGAAUCCCGUAUUGCCCAACUGGGGCGGAGCGAACCAGCUUUUUGGCAACGGACGGGGAUUGUCUAGCUUGGGCAACACAGUGCCUUCGGAGGGGUCCUUUGAUGAGACUCCCGGACAGGACGAAAGCGCCCAUCGGAGUGCGGGGGACAAGUCACCAGCUGCUUCGGCUAGCGUGGAGAGCACCGAGGAGGACAGUGGUAGUGGCAGUGGCAGUAGUAAUAAGGGCAAGGCUAGGGCUGUCACUAUCGAGGAAGCCGAGGACGAUGAGUAA
Colletotrichum graminicola M1.001 is the source of this 2481-nucleotide messenger RNA. RefSeq lists its product as uncharacterized. NCBI's taxonomy places the organism in Eukaryota, Fungi, Ascomycota, Sordariomycetes, Glomerellales, Glomerellaceae. The record is from RefSeq and is a predicted model, not a curated record. Gene Ontology annotation, cellular component: cytoplasm. The transcript has 4 exons. Bases 1 to 2481 code for a protein of 826 amino acids.